Trematosphaeria pertusa is the source of this 771-nucleotide messenger RNA. RefSeq lists its product as uncharacterized. The transcript has a single exon. Gene Ontology annotation, molecular function: ubiquitin protein ligase activity; zinc ion binding; ubiquitin conjugating enzyme binding. The record is from RefSeq and is a predicted model, not a curated record. Gene Ontology annotation, biological process: protein polyubiquitination; ubiquitin-dependent protein catabolic process; positive regulation of proteasomal ubiquitin-dependent protein catabolic process. The annotation marks the transcript as partial. NCBI's taxonomy places the organism in Eukaryota, Fungi, Ascomycota, Dothideomycetes, Pleosporales, Trematosphaeriaceae. Gene Ontology annotation, cellular component: cytoplasm; ubiquitin ligase complex.
AUGUCCUCUCCAAAGGACUGUAAUCUCACAUCCUCGCACGAGUACGACUGCGAUGUUUGCGGCAGCGACAUCUCCGAAAGCGACGGAAUACUGGCUUGUGGAGAGCACUUCUAUUGUAACGACUGCGCGGUAGAAACCUUCCAUCGCUCACUGAAAAACAUCAACGAGUUCCCAGCAUCAUGUUGCUCGAAGUCUCGGAAUGGGUUAGCGCCCUCCCUAUUCGCUGAGCUCCUUGGUCCGGAGUUCAUGGAGAAAUACCGUCUCAAGCUGCACGAGCACUACACCCCAACGGCCGUACGAGUGUACUGUGCCAAUCCCAGUUGCGCUGAAUACAAGCACCCCAAAUCCUGGGACAACACACAUCGGUACUACACGCUCGCACGAUGUGCGUGUGGCACGACGACCUGCGUCGGCUGUAGGAAGGAAUGGGCUCAAGACCAUGUUUGCCGAUGCUCGGAUCUCCACGACGUGAAACCCGCCUGGGUCCCUCCCUACUCCUCUUCCUCUCGCAUCAAACAAUGCCCCAAGUGCCACGAGUGGAUCGAGCUGGCGGAAGCAUGUAAUCACAUGAUAUGCACUUCAUGUAAGUACGAGUUCUGCUUCGUCUGCCAGCAGCGCUGGCGCGGCUUUCAUGAUCGGGACGGCUGCCCUUCUUACGGUGAUCCGCUAGAGGGAUACGAUGCUGAGGGCUUCGAGCAGACAGAGCGCGGGCUGCAUGUUUACUCUGGCCGUGAUCGAGGCGGCUAUGAUCUCCAUGGCCUGAAUGCCUUU